Coturnix japonica (Japanese quail) is the source of this 3172-nucleotide messenger RNA. RefSeq names its product acidic leucine-rich nuclear phosphoprotein 32 family member B-like. Gene Ontology annotation, molecular function: protein binding. Lineage: Eukaryota; Metazoa; Chordata; Aves; Galliformes; Phasianidae. The record is from RefSeq and is a predicted model, not a curated record.
CACCAGUCUGACCUUCUUUUUCCCAAUGCAGACUUAAGUUAUUUGUAUUUUAUAGACAGCAUCCUUGCAAACAGUGUGCAUCAGAACGCCGAUGUGUUCGUACCCAAUUCAAGGAAGCCUGCAUUCUGCACCAGCAUGCCUUUUGCUGGCUUACAAAUAUGUUUGCAAGGCUGGAAAAGUCAGUCAGUGGGAGCAAAGCAAUGGCUCGAGCAGCAGUUGUUACACAUAAGUCCAUGUGUGUAUGUAUGAUAGCCAUUAUGAUCUUUUCCCCUUUAUUUUCUCUAUGUUAAUAAAAUGUUUUUAAACUCCCAUCCACUAGUUCUACUUGAUCCCCUAUGCCCCAGUCUAUCCUCCUUGUCCUGGGAACUGCGGGCCAAGCCAUCAACUGCGCAGGGCUAAACUGUCUCCUAGGUUAAACCACAUCAGAACAGAGAAGCAAAAUCACCAACCCCAAUGAUUACAGCCACAUUACCACAGAAGAAACAAUAAAUUGUUUCAUCCCUUAAAUCCAAAGAAAGACACUACUGACAUACCAGACUCGCAUGCUUAACAAUAUCAAUGACUAAAGACAAUUAACAUUAUAACAAAAGAACAGAAAUAACUUUAUUCUUACUGGGGAGCAGAGGGAAGGGGGAGCAAUCAGUCAUAAACACAUUUUAAAAUAGUAGAAAGGAAAAGGUUUAUCGCUCAUUGCCCCCUUAGUGUCAUGUACUGCAUUAUUUUGAAUUAUAAGUGGGGAAAAAGAUGAAAUUGAAUGAAGUAGGUUCUGUUUGUGUAGUCUUAAAAAGCAGUUUUGCCUUUGUUAUGGACAGCUGCCCACAGAAGUUAUGGAGUUUCAUUCUCUAGGGAUAUUCAGAACCUACCCAGAUAUCUGCCUGUGUGACCUGCUGUAGGGAACCUGCUUUGGCAGGGAGCUUUGGACAUGAUGACCCACAGAGGCCCCUUCCAACCCCUAUGAUUCUGUGAUUCAUUAAUCUUUCUGAGAUCCUCAGUUCUGGGAAAGAAACUAACCUUGCAAUGGAGGCUUAGUAUACGUUUCCAGUAAGCAGCCAAGUCCAAUGAAGUUUAUUUUGUUUGUACUAUGAUGAGAUUUUCCACUCCUUCUAAUAUAUUCCCAAAGUAACUGCAAAGCUAACCUAUGAAAUCAUACUAGCUGCUUUCAGGUCAAUGAAUGAUGUGCACACGUGUAUAUGAGCAUGGUGCUGAAGUGAUACUGUACAGAACAGAAGCAAUUCUCAAAUGAACCCAGGAAACUCAAGCUCUUAUAUUUAUAAGCUUACCUUUUCAGUAUAAUUAUUCCUGUGUCUUAUGAAAUUUAAUAUCAGUACCAGCUCAGUUCCCGUAACCACUGUUAAAGUCAAAAAGUCAUCAGUAAAGUUCAGCAGGGGAUAGUCAACAUCCAGAACAAUUCUGAGCUGCUGUAGUUCCAUCAGUGACAUGCUGCCAGCAUCUCCUCUUGGUCUGAGGGUGUCAAAGGAAUAUUAUAUCCAACACAUUUUUAAGUAUGUAGCUUCAUUCAACUUAUCCAAAGGGCCUGAGCUUUCAAGUUUUAAUGAAACUUUGAUACAGAAAUAAACCCCAAACUGAUCUGCAAGUUUCCACAAGGAGAAGUGUUUGGUUUUCAUUCUCAGAUGCAAACUCAAAGAAGAUAGCAUGGCAGAUUGUGCGUAAAAAGACUGAAAGUGUUCAGGUGGUGUGAGGAUGUUCACCAGAGAGUUGACGUUCAUAAAGAACUCUAAUGAGUGUCACUUUAAAUAUGAGAUUCUCUGAGUAUCUAUUUUGUUUUCAUCUGAAGUUCUGCCAUUGUUUAACAAACUGCUCAGCAGCCAUUAGUGAAGGAGGGGACCAUUUACACAAAGGCAAGCUAAUGGGCAAAAAUAUGCAAGUAAUUUGGAAGAGUGAAGUUGUGGAGUGAGCAUCCCUGAGAUUCAUCUGGAUGAUGUUGUGACAGGGAUCCCCUGCCUGCCUUCAGCCGCCUUCUGGAAGGGCAGACAGCUCAGUGACAGCUAUGAGAUCAGCACAGGAAUUUGUUUGGUGUGCUUAAGAGAUCGGUAACAACCUCUCCUAACGUGACUGCGUUGCGAGGUGACAGUGUCUCCCUGGAGACACUGAAUCCAUAGAGCACCAGCCUGGACCCUGGCAGGUCACCUCUCCUCAGAGGGUUCCGAACUGCCUCCCUGUGCAAGGGAAAAGAUGGGAAGAGAAGCGCUGUCUGUGCACGAAUAGCCUUAUGCGAGAUGCGAGGACUUUAUGCAACAGCAAGACAUGUCGGAAAGUUCUUCAGGUCUGACUACGAGCAAUCAAAACUUCUGUACAUCCUAUUCAACCUGCUGCUCCAUCCUCAGUGACGUACACGCUGUUCCACCAGUUUUAUCACUGAACAGAGGAUUCAUCAGGCAGAGCUGUGACUCAGAGCUAUCUUCUCCACUUCCUUCUGAUCCCUUCAAGUAUCUCAGCUGGUAUGACAUAGAGGAACAUGAUGUUCGAGGAAGUCAGCUUCAUUGUCCCCGAGUGAGAGAAGGGCCUUCCGAAGAAGAGCUAUUUUUCAGAGGAGAAGAACAUACCUUGAGAAAAAGAAAACAAGUAACUGACACAGAGAAGUGGCAAAAGAAACUGCAAGAGAACUGGGAAAACUGUGCUGAGCUGAACCUCUCAUUUCAGGACUUGGGUAAUCUUUACCAGGUGGAAAACUUCAGAAGGAUUCUCCAUAGAUUGAUACGGGUGGAAAGACUUUGGUUGGUGGACAAUUCUUUGACAGACCUAAGUGCCAUACGGUUGCCAAGAUGCAGAGAACUAAAUGUCAAUAAAAACUACUUUACAUCCUUCAGACAGCUGCCAAAGUUACCUCAGAUUCAGCACCUGUCACUGGCUGAAAAUAACAUUAUGACACUGAGUGGAAUAUCAGACUUGAGACAUACUCCACUUGAAUCCCUUGUACUCAAGAGGAAUCCCUGUGAGUUUCAAGAAAGCUACAGGCAACAUGUAUUCUCCAGUUUGCCAAAUCUGAAAAUACUGGAUGGUGUCCCAAAACUGCCAGAGGACUGUUCACCCCCAGAUACCAGUUUUCUCCCCAGAAUGUGCACUGUACUCUAGCACUGCAUUUGUGUGGGAUCACAGCUGUGCUAGAAUCAUCUUACUUAAAAGAAUCAAUAAAUUCUGUACAUGGAAAUUA